Molecule: messenger RNA, 2405 nt
Organism: Salvelinus sp. IW2-2015
Lineage: Eukaryota; Metazoa; Chordata; Actinopteri; Salmoniformes; Salmonidae
Product: rho-related GTP-binding protein RhoQ
Biological process (GO): establishment or maintenance of cell polarity; small GTPase-mediated signal transduction; cortical actin cytoskeleton organization
Molecular function (GO): GTPase activity; GTP binding; protein kinase binding
Source: RefSeq, a predicted model, not a curated record
UGUAUGCAGUGUGGAAAUAAAACCCCUUUACGGCCACAUUUGCAAACUGGACGGCAGCAAGGAGGAAGGAGAAAUGGAGUUUCCAUUGGUCUCGGUGAGUCGCGCAUUUGGUCUCCGUCUCUGGUAAUGCCAGUGGUGUGGGGAUCUCCGUGCAGCUCAGGAAAACAGGGCGUCGGAGGAUGGUGGUAAUGAUAGGAUCAUCAUGGCAAACGGAACUGGUACUCUUAUGUUGAAAUGCGUUGUGGUUGGAGACGGUGCUGUGGGCAAAACGUGUCUGUUGAUGAGCUAUGCCAACGACGCCUUUCCAGAGGAGUAUGUUCCCACUGUGUUUGACCAUUAUGCAGUGAGUGUCAACGUUGGCGGAAAGCAGUACUUAUUGGGACUGUAUGACACAGCUGGUCAGGAGGACUAUGACCGCUUGAGGCCUUUGUCGUACCCCAUGACCGAUGUCUUCCUCAUCUGCUUUUCUGUGGUCAACCCUGCUAGUUUCCAGAAUGUGAGGGAGGAGUGGGUCACCGAGCUGCAGGAGUAUGCCCCAAGUGUCCCCUACCUCCUCAUAGGCACUCAGAUUGACCUGCGUGAUGACCCCAAGACCAUUGCCAAACUGAAUGACAUGAAGGAAAAACCCAUCACCACAGAGCAGGGCCAGAAGCUAGCCAAGGAGAUUGGUGCGUGUGUCUACGUGGAAUGCUCGGCUCUCACCCAGAAAGGACUGAAAACUGUGUUUGAUGAGGCCAUUAUCGCUAUCCUGAACCCCAAGAGGAGAAAGGGAGUCUUGAAGAGAAGACUGGGGCCACGCUAUAUCAACUGCUGCCUCAUCACGUGAGAGGUGCAAACAUCCAAAAACACCUGGGUCAUAUUUAUUAGGGCAUGCAAUGGAAAAUGUUUUAAAACAUGUGAAAACGGAAAACAAAAACAAGCAUUUCUUAUUGGACAAUAUCAGGAAGCCCCACCCUGUUUCAGACUGUUUUCUUCCAUUUGGUGCCUAAUGAAUACAAACCAGAACGAAUGACAGAGACCGCGGAGAGGACAUAAAAGGGGGGAGAGAGACUGAAGGACCAAAACGGACAAGGACCCUAUUUUUAGUUCGGGGCUCUUGAGAGAUUUUGUCUUUCCUGCUGUCGACCAAUGGAGUUAGGGGGCAGCUUUACUACCAAAGGAGCACAAUACCCAAGUCAACAACGCCCUUCAGUAAGACUUUAUUUGCCUUUAUAAGUACUUUUYUUUCUUAACUUUAACAAAACAUAUUUUUCCUGUACAAAAAUGCUUACAGCAUGUAAGCUGUCAGAAAACACAUGGGUUUCACGUGUCCAUUUAACUCCUGAUAUGACAUGUAUUUUUAGUAAUGAAUGGGUUGAUUGCAUUUAUUGAAGGYGCUUUCCAUCAAGCCUCCAAGCGCUUUACAUUUUGUGUUUGAGUAACUCACCUCAGCCACAACCAAUGAAAUACUUUGUUUAAAAGAACAGGCUAUUCCCCUCAACUAUGAGGAGUUGUCUUUUUUUCUACUAAUCCCAUAUUUUAUAACAUUAUCCGCUCUUCUUGCUCAGUUUGCGGUGCCUGCAGUAUUAUUACUAAACUUGGACUUGAAUUAAUCAGUAACCCAAUGGUGGCCAAAUAAUUGAAUGCGCACACAGCUGCGUGGGAUACAGGGAUGUGGGGAGAGAGGCACACAUGAAGCACAGUCCACAUACCUAUCCUUGUCCAAUAAAGCACAGUUAAAAGUCGACCCGCGAACCCCUACCCUUAGCAUUAUCGUGCUGACCUGAACAUACUGUGUACCAAUGGCGGAUGCAGAACCAGUCCAUCCCAAUUCAGCUCAGUUCGGCUUGGCUCAGUAGUGUGAAAAGGGUACCUCUCAAUUCUGUCAUUGAAGCACAGAACAUACCAUGGUUACAACAUCCACCCCCAAUGGCCAAGGAGGUGCACGCAUGAGCACAAUAAGCCUCCUCCAACCAUAUUCCAACUCCCGAUUUCUCCAUAUUCCAACCCCCGAUUUCUCCAUAUUCCAAACCCCGUCUUCAGACACGUAUGCCUUCCCCAGCCGGAAGAGAGCUCUUCUUUUUUUAUUUUGUUGCAUUUUUCUAUCCAUUGGGAAGGUGCUUGCUGACUGCCUGAUCUUACAGUUGUUGUUUUUUUAGGUCAGAGUUGGACUUGUUGAUUUUUAAAAGCUUUAAUGUAUAUGGUGCUCCUCUCUUUCUCGUUCUCUGUCCCAGCCCGCUGUGCUGUGUACUGUUUUUCCUAGAAGAGCAGAAUGGAUUAUCGAGUGUUAACAUUCUCUAUUUACCAGGAAGUUGUUGCACAUGCUGCUACUGAGGUAAAUUGAAUGGAUCUUUAGCGGUGCAGAAACAAGUGCAGCUUCCGGUUAAUCCUUUUCUCUACUCAAUAAAUGUGUUUUACUAUCUAAA